Messenger RNA from Scomber japonicus (chub mackerel), 2063 nucleotides. RefSeq names its product IK cytokine (gene ik). The transcript has 20 exons. The coding region runs from base 156 to 1811 and encodes 551 amino acids. The record is from RefSeq and is a predicted model, not a curated record. NCBI's taxonomy places the organism in Eukaryota, Metazoa, Chordata, Actinopteri, Scombriformes, Scombridae. Gene Ontology annotation, cellular component: nucleus. Gene Ontology annotation, biological process: mRNA splicing, via spliceosome.
UCAUAACAGAGCGAAGCUAACAGCUAACAGCUAACAGCAGAGAGAAAACACACCGGGAGGUUUCCGUUCAUUACCGGACAGCAGAGCACCGGACAGCAGAGCACCGGGCACAUUACCGGGCAGAUUACCGGGCAGAGCACCGAGCCUCCGCAGAGAUGCCUGAGACUGAGAGCUACUCCAACCCGCUCGCGCCUGACGGGCACGAGGUGGACGAUCACCGCGCGGCCGCGCAGUCAAAGCUAACCAACGAUGACUUCAGGAAGCUGCUGAUGACGCCGCGGGCGACGCCCUCGUCGGCUCCGCCCUCCAAAUCCCGACAUCAUGAAAUGCCGAGGGACUACAACGAGGACGAGGAUCCUGCAGCUCGAAGGAGGAAGAAGAAGAGUUACUACGCUAAGCUCCGUCAGCAGGAGAUGGAGCGAGAGCGCGAGCUAGCGGAGAAAUACCGCGACCGAGCGAGAGAGCGCCGAGACGGAGUCAACAAAGAUUACGAAGAGACGGAGCUGAUCAGCACGACGGCCAAUUACAGAGCAGUGGGCCCCACGGCGGAGGCAGAUAAGUCUGCAGCAGAGAAGCGUCGGCAGCUCAUCCAGGAGUCUAAGUUCUUGGGAGGUGACAUGGAGCAUACUCACUUGGUGAAAGGUCUGGACUUCGCUCUGCUGCAGAAGGUCAGAGCUGAAAUCACCAGCAAGGAGAAAGAAGAAGAAGACAUGAUGGAGAAAGUCCAGAAAGAGGCCAAGAAAGACGUGGAGCCGGAGGAGAAGAUCGAGUUUAAGACUCGUCUGGGCAGGAACAUCUACCGCGUGGUGUUCAGGACGGGUCAGGUGGAGAGGAACGAGCUCUUCCUGCCGGGCAGGAUGGCCUACGUCGUGGAUCUGGACGAUGAGUUCACCGACACCGACAUCCCGACAACCCUGAUCCGCAGCAAGGCUGACUGUCCCAGCAUGGAGGCUCAGACGACUCUGACCACCAACGACAUCGUGAUCUCCAAGCUGACUCAGAUCCUGUCGUACCUCCGACAGGGAACUCGCCACAAGAAGAUGAAGAAGAAGGAGAAAGGUAAACUGGACGAUAAGAGAGCUCCUGAAGCUGAUAUCAGCAUCUUUGAGGACAUCGGGGACUACAUCCCGUCCAACACCACGUCCUCCAAACCUCCCAAAGACAAAGACCGCCACCGAGACCGAGAGAGAGAGCGGGAGAGAGAGCGGGAGAGAGAGAGAGACAGAGAGAGAGAGAGAGAGGACGACAGCAAGAGCCGCAGACACAGUUACUUUGAGAAGCCACGAGGAGACGAGCAGGUGCUGGACGUAGACUCAGGUCCUGGAUCAGUCAGAGAACAGAUCAAAAUGAUCAAUGAGAAGUUUGCAGGAGCAGCAGGCAGCCAAUGGCCGGGCCAGGAUUCUGCUCCAGGACGGAGAGACAGAGACGGGAAAGAACAGCUGGGAGAUUUCUUUGGAGGAUCGAACUCAUACGCUGAGUGUUACCCUGCUACGAUGGAUGACCUGGCGGUGGACAGUGAUGAAGAGGUGGACUACAGUAAGAUGGAUCAGGGUAAUAAGAAGGGUCCGCUGGGUCGGUGGGAUUUCGACACUCAGGAAGAAUAUUCAGAUUAUAUGAACAACAAGGAAGCUCUGCCCAAAGCUGCGUUCCAGUACGGAAUAAAGAUGUCCGAAGGGAGAAAGACUCGUCGCUUCAAAGAGACCAAUGAGAAGGCAGAACUGGACCGCCAGUGGAAGAAGAUCAGUGCUAUCAUAGAGAAGAGGAAGAAGAUGGAGGCUGACGGGGUCGACGUGAAGAGACCCAAGUACUGAUCACUUCCUGCCAAGUACUGAUCACUUCCUGCCGCUCCGCCAUCAGUAUGGAUCAAUAAUCUUUGUUAUUAAGCUCAUGAGUCUUUAGUGAGAUCAGCUGAGGUCAAAGGUCAAAGGUCGAUCAGCUGUCAGGAUUUUAAACAUCAGUCUGUUAAUAAAUUGAUAACUUUAAUAGUUUGAUUAGUUUUGUUAGAUUUGAUCAGAUAUGAAACAUAUUGAUCAGAAACUCGUCAAUAAAAACUUGUGAUGUCA